AUGCAAGUCGACGAUACCCAACAACCCUUAAACUCUCGGAAGCCGGUGACACGUUCUCACAAUUCGACAAAGUCGCCAACAGAUGAACCCGAUGAAAAAGGGAUGGAGGUUCAAACGCACCACCUUUGGGUUGAACGUCAACGGUUGGAAUUUCCCAAAUACAAAUUCUAUCUUGACGAUAGCAUCAAAGGUAACGAUCGAGGUCGAAUCGGUCGAGCUAUCAAGAACCUUGGUGCCGUGGUGGAAUUAUUUUAUGACAUUGACAAGUUAACGCACAUUGUGACCGCGAGGAAACCUGAGAAGGAAAGAGAGGAGGAGGUGAAGCGACGUAUCCACGAGGAUGCUGAAGUUAAUCCGAGGACGACAGCGGAAGCGAAAGUCGCGCCCAACAAAAGACCAUUCGGUUCACUCACGGCCAACGCUGCGAACGAAUCACUCGGGAAGCGGAUCAAACCUGACGACCGUGAAAGAUUGGCCAUAAACGAACGACGGCAACUCUUUGGAUCGCACAAUGAUAACGCAACGAUGGAUAAUGAUGAUGACAUUGAUCUUGCUUUUGCACGCAAGAACGGGAUCAAGGUCUGGCACGUGGAUAAGUGCAUGAAUAUCAUCAAUAAGCUAUUGCCCAACACCGACAAAAGACGAGAAGAACAUUACUACUCAAUCUUUGUUGGAGACAGUGCAAAUAUCCGACGGCCCAUCUGUUCAAGAAGAUAUAUUGACGAAGCUCACUGCAUAGAUUUUCAUCAUGACCUUCCCGGGAACAAGUCACCAUUCCAGAGCAUGGCAAGUAGGAGAGAAAUCCUCGAGCUCGUCGAAAAAAAGAACCCGGAUGCCAACGAAUCCACCACCGAAAGUUCCAAGGCCGAAUCAAGGAAAUAUUGUGAAAAUUGUGAAGUGAGGUUUGACAGUCUCGCGGAGCAUCGUCAGUCCAAGGCACACGUAUACCUCGCGAGAUAUUCUCAAUAUUUCAAGGAAUUGGAUGAACUGUUGAGGGAACUACGGUGA
Messenger RNA from Acaulospora morrowiae, 1008 nucleotides. NCBI's taxonomy places the organism in Eukaryota, Fungi, Glomeromycota, Glomeromycetes, Diversisporales, Acaulosporaceae. The record is from the annotation of a GenBank genome assembly.